This is a messenger RNA of Yarrowia lipolytica CLIB122, 1437 nucleotides long. Lineage: Eukaryota; Fungi; Ascomycota; Dipodascomycetes; Dipodascales. The record is from RefSeq and is a predicted model, not a curated record.
AUGUCGACACGAAGAGGCCCCUGGAGUUCGGAGGAAGAUCUCCGUCUGCUGUCUCUGAUCGACGACCACGGCCCCACCAACUGGGUGCGCAUCUCGCAGAUUCUCGGAUCUCGGACCCCCAAGCAGUGCCGAGAACGGUACCAUCAGAACCUCAAGCCGUCACUCAACCACAGCCCCAUCUCCGAAGAGGAAGGAAUCUACAUUGAGCAGCUGGUGGCUCAGUAUGGCAAAAAGUGGGCCGAGAUUGCGCGCCAUCUCAACGGCCGAUCCGACAACGCCGUCAAGAACUGGUGGAAUGGAGGAGCCAACCGGAGACGGCGAGCCACCCUAGCUGCACAUCAACGACGACCCACCUGGGACUUCGGCGCCCAUGGAGGCGGACCUGGAGGACCCCCUCCCCCACCACCGGCCACACACGGUGUCCCCGGCAUGCAUGGUCCUCCUCCCGGAGUGGUUGGUCAUCCCGGAGGCUCUCCUCCCGACGGUGGCACCACACUUCCCCCCAUGACGCCAUACCACUCCACCAACCCACAAUACAACCGGCGGCUCUCACUGCCCAACCUGGCACCAGAUCAUGUGCCGCCACACCUAUCCUCUCACACGGGACAUCACGGACACAGCCAUAGUACAUCUGUGAGUCUCGCGGCGAGCCACAGCAGCAGCUACGCCAACAGCCACGCACACACGCCUGAGGAACGUGAGUCACACCAUCUGCCGUCGCUGGUAGCUGUUGGGGGAGGGGUGGGCGCACCGCCUCCUCCUGCCCCCGGAGGAAUCGUGUUCAACUCCGCGUACACGGAUUCCGCCGGAUCAGCUUUUAGCGGCAGUGGAGGAGGUAAUGGAGGCGCUGCUCCGGGCCCGCAGGGAUCUUCAGUGGGUCCCACUGCCGGCCCCGGGCCCGGAGCGCCCACUGGAACGUCCCCAGUGUCGACCCGUUCGCUUCAUCAUCUUCCUCCCUCCCGAUACAACCGACGACAGUCAGCCACCACCGUGUCCACGGGCUACUCGUCGUCGCGACAGUCGUCUAUUGGCGGCCUGUCUUCUGUGUCGGACACGGACGAUCCGUUUUCGUUUGGAUCGUCGCUCAGCAAGUACUCUCUGGGUAACAGUGCCAGCAACUCGCGCCGAAACUCGCACGUUCCCACAGCCACCGCCUCAUCGAGCUCCCUUGAUCCGGGUGCUCCACAUCCUGCUCUGCUGCAUUCGCGUCUGCAUCAGCUUAGCAACGCGAACAGCGUGUCCAGCAGCAGCGUCAACGCGUCAUCUCCAAGUGAUAGCGGCAGCAGCAGGCCUCCCAGCAACCGGGGAAGCUUGUCUGGCCCCACCGGGCCACCUACGAUGAACCUGGGCCACCGCCAUAGCGUCACUGGAGUGCAGAUUGAAAAGGACAAGGAGGGUGGAGGAGAGAAGUUGAAGAUUUCCAACUUGUUGAGUUAG